UCUUUUUUUUUUUUUUUGGGACAAUUAUGAUAAACCCAAAAAGAAGAUAGUACAAGUAAGCCAAGUUUGUUUUUUGGGGGGGCCCAAUUAACUACUGAGACCAUCUCCAAUCCUCCAUCUUUUGUUUCAUCAAAUUUAAAUUUGAUGAAAAACAGUACAAAACUGGUUGUUCCAACGCUUCAUUUUUUGUUUCAUCAAAUUGAAGAUAUCUCAAAUUUUUCAUCAUAUUGAGAAUGUUGGAACCUUUCACCAAAUUACUGUACACAGCCAUUAGCUCUUGAGCAUCGGACGACCAGCCAGAUGUCCCCCUAGUUGACCACCUCCUUGCAAAAAAUUUUGAAAAAUUUACACUGGCCGGUCAUCCCCCGAUCCUCCUUCCGGUCAACCGGUGGUUUGAUGAAAUCCCAAAUCGCUCCAUUGGAAAGCGAGAUAUCAGAUCAAGCCACUUUUUAUCAAAUUUAAAUGAAAUUUGAUGAAAAUUGAGUAAAGCUUUGGAGCCACUCUAAUCAGUGGUAACUACUUGCCAACACCUAUAAUAAACUGGAAUCCAUAUUCACAAAUGUUACGUACCUAAACGAACAAGCAAACAAACAAAAAAACCUAAAAGAGUGCCAAGAAUGUGUAGAUUUAAAAUCAUAUUAUGGGUGUAGCACACAGUGCACAAAAGUUCAAAUGUACAGUUUAAAAUCAAAUCCUGAACGCUUUUCUGGGUAUUUUUUCUUGGAUAUGCAUUAUGGUCGAGAUUCAUCAAAACUCUAAUCCAAAAUGUCAAAUUUCACACGGUUUUGCUCUAAUGGUUUCUGGCAUGGAUGCCUUCAAAGACAGGGUAACUCGGUUGGAAAAUCUUGUUGGUGACCCUGCUGAUGAGAAUAUCUCGCUGGCGGAUCGAUUGGAUGCUGUGGCCUCAAGGUUUCUUGCCCUUGAGACCUCGACAGCAGAUCGGUUCAAAGACGUGCUGACAGAUGUGCUAGCCAUUUCGGAUUCUUGGAAAGACAAGUUUCAAGAAGUUGUGGAUGAACUGUCCCUUCUGAAGAAAGCCAUUUGUGGGCAUACGAAUUCUGAAAAGGCUCCUUCGAAAAUCAAAGUUCCCGACCUUAAAGCUUUUGGCGGAAAUCGAAGUGCGAAAGAACUUGAGAAUUUUCUAUGGGACAUGGAGCAGUACUUCAAGGCUGCUCAUGUGCCUGAAGGAGAGAAGGUUACAAUCACAAGCAUGUACCUUACUAGUGAUGCUAAACUUUGGUGGCGUACUCGUGUCGGGGAUUAUGCUCGGACAGAGAUCUCAACUUGGGAUACUCUUAAGAAGGAAAUGAAGGAACAAUUCCUUCCGUGGAACACAUCUUGGGUUGCAAGGGACGCCUUGAAACGGUUGAAGCAUGCUGGAUCGGUGAGGGACAAUGUGAAAGAAUUCAGUUCUUUGAUGCUGGACAUCAAAAACAUGUCGGAGGAAGAUAAACUCUUCAACUUUAUGUCUGGGUUGCAGAAUUGGGCCCAGUUAGAACUUCGAAGACUCGGUGUCAAAGAUUUGCCCUCUGCCAUGGCUGCUGCAGACGGGUUGCUUGACUACAAGUUAAGCAAGGAACCCACUACUGAAACCAGCAAAUCCAAGAAGAAAGGAAAAGAGAAGACGGGAGAUCAGAAGUCUGGUUUCAAGAAGAGGAAAGAGGAUUCCAAGUACAAACAUAAGGGGGAUUCUUCCCAGACCAACGGUGGGAAAUCUAACAAAGGGUGUUUCAUCUGUGAUGGACCCCAUAGAGCGAAAGACUGUCCCAAGCGUGAGAAACUGAACGCUAUGGUCGCAGAAGAUGGCAAAGGCAAGUCGGAUUCUAAGGGGCCAACUAGGGUAAAUCCCUUACAAUUGCUCAAUGCAAUUCAUGUGGACAAAGCCCCUACUACUGAUCUAAUGUACAUCAAGGUGACAUUGGCGGGUAUUGACAUUGCUGCGACAGUAGACACCGGUGCCACGCAUAACUUUAUGUUAGAAAAAGUUGUGCAGACCCUCGGAUUGCAAGUUACCCAAAGCGCCAGUCGAAUCAAGGCAGUGAACUCAGCGGCUCAAUCGGUACAAGGAAUGGCUUCCAAAGUAUCAACCAUAGUUGGAGAUUGGACUGGGCGGGUUAACUUGAUGGUGGUUCCUUUGGAUGAUUUCGAUGUCAUCUUAGGAAAUGACUUCUUUGUGACUGCAAAAGUGGCUUUAAUGCCAUAUUUAGGUGGGAUACUUAUUUCGGAUGAAGACAAGCCUUGCUUUGUCGCUGGUUGCAGUAAAUCAGACAAAGGCAAGGGCACAAAGAGGAAGACGGGGACCCUCUCAGCCAUUCAAGUGCACAACGGUUUGAAAAAGGGUGCAGAGACUUAUCUUGCUGCCUUGGUGGAAAUCAAACCUGAUCUGUUAGUAGAAGUGCCGGAUGAAGUGGUAGAAGUAUUGAGGGAAUUUGAGGAUGUGAUGCCUCCGGAGUUGCCAAAGUCCCUUCCUCCUCGGCGUGCCACUGAUCAUAAGAUUGAGUUGAUUCCGGGUGCGAAGCCUCCAGCAAAGGCACCCUACAGAAUGUCCCCAAUGGAACUUACGGAGUUGCGAACGCAAUUGACAGACUUAUUGGAUGCUGGACUGGUUCAGCCAUCCAAAGCCCCUUACGGUGCCCCGGUGCUUUUUCAAAAGAAGCAAGAUGGAAGUUUGCGCAUGUGUGUGGACUAUCGGGCUCUCAACAAAGUGACUAUAAAGAACAAGUAUCCAGUCCCUUUGGUGGCAGACCUGUUCGAUCGACUGUGCAAAGCCACUUACUUCACAAAAUUGGAUUUACGUGCUGGUUAUUGGCAAGUUCGAGUGGCUGAAGGAGACGAGUCAAAGACCACCUGUGUUACAAGGUAUGGGUCUUUUGAGUUCCUAGUAAUGCCGUUUGGGUUAACAAAUGCCCCGGCUACAUUCUGUAAUCUUAUGAACGAUGUAUUUAAUGAUUAUGUCGAUCAGUUCGUUGUCGUUUAUUUGGAUGACAUUGUAAUAUAUAGUGAGUCCCUAGAGGAUCACUUGUCCCAUCUUCGGAAGGUGUUCUCUCGGUUACGAGAACACCAGUUGUAUGUCAAGAAGGAAAAAUGCGAGUUUGCCCAACGGGAGAUUAAGUUCUUAGGGCAUGUAAUUUGUAAAGGCCACGUAAAGAUGGACAACAGAAAGGUGCAUGCAAUCACGGAUUGGCAAGCACCAAGCAAAGUGACUGAGUUGCGUUCCUUUUUGGGUUUAGCCAACUAUUAUAGAAAAUUCAUUGAGGGAUACUCAAAGAAGGCAGCACCUCUAACAGAUUUGCUCAAGAAAGACAGACCCUGGAAGUGGGAUGAAAGUUGUCAAGCGGCCUUUGACAAAUUGAAAGUGGCUGUUGCAAGUGAACCGGUUUUGCGGUUACCUGAUUUUGAACUUCCAUUCGAAUUACACACUGAUGCCUCUGAUAAGGCUAUUGGCGGUGUGCUGGUGCAAGAGGGGCACCCGGUUGCGUUCGAAAGUCGGAAGCUGAAUGAUGCGGAGAAGAAGUAUUCUGCCCAUUGGGACAUGGAGCAGUACUUCAAGGCUGCUCAUGUGCCUGAAGGAGAGAAGGUUACAAUCACAAGCAUGUACCUUACUAGUGAUGCUAAACUUUGGUGGCGUACACGUGUCGGGGAUUAUGCUCGAACAGAGAUCUCAACUUGGGAUACUCUUAAGAAGGAAAUGAAGGAACAAUUCCUUCCGUGCAACACAUCUUGGGUUGCAAGGGACGCCUUGAAACGGUUGAAGCAUGCUGGAUCGGUGAGGGACAAUGUGAAAGAAUUCAGUUCUUUGAUGCUGGACAUCAAAAACAUGUCGGAGGAAGAUAAACUCUUCAACUUUAUGUCUGGGUUGCAGAAUUGGGCCCAGUUAGAACUUCGAAGACUCGGUGUCAAAGAUUUGCCCUCUGCCAUAGCUGCUGCAGACGAGUUGCUUGACUACAAGUUAAGCAAGGAACCCACUACUGAAACCAGCAAAUCCAAGAAGAAAGGAAAAGAGAAGACGGGAGAUAAGAAGUCUGGUUUCAAGAAGGGGAAAGAGGAUUCCAAGUACAAACAUAAGGGGGAUUCUUCCCAGACCAACGGUGGGAAAUCUAACAAAGGGUGUUUCAUCUGUGAUGGACCCCAUAGAGCGAAAGACUGUCCCAAGCGUGAGAAAUUGAACGCUAUGGUCGCAGAAGAUGUCAAAGGCGAGUCGGAUUCUGAGGGGCCGACUAGGGUAAAUCCCUUACAAUUGCUCAAUGCAAUUCAUGUGGACAAAGCCCCUACUACUGGUCUAAUGUACAUCAAGGUGACAUUGGCGGGUAUUGACAUUGCUGCGACGGUAGACACCGGUGCCACGCAUAACUUUAUGUCAGAAAAAGUUGUGCAGACCCUCGGAUUGCAAGUUACCCAAAGCGCCAGUCGAAUCAAGGCAGUGAACUCAGCGGCUCAAUCGGUACAAGGAAUGGCUUCCAAAGUAUCAACCAUAGUUGGAGAUUGGACUGGGCGGGUUAACUUGAUGGUGGUUCCUUUGGAUGAUUUCGAUGUCAUCUUAGGAAAUGACUUCUUUGUGACUGCAAAAGUGGCUUUAAUGCCAUAUUUAGGUGGGAUACUUAUUUCGGAUGAAGACAAGCCUUGCUUUGUCGCUAGUUGCAGUAAAUCAAACAAAGGCAAAGGCACAAAGAGGAAGACGGAGACCCUCUCAGCCAUUCAAGUGCACAACGGUUUGAAAAAGGGCGCAGAGACUUAUCUUGCUACCUUGGUGGAAAUCAAACCUGAUCUAUCAGUAGAAAUGCUAGAAGUGUUGAGGGAAUUUGAGGAUGUGAUGCCUCCGGAGUUGCCAAAGUCCCUUCCUCCUCGGCGUGCCACGGAUCAUAAGAUAGAGUUGAUUCCGGGUUCUAAGCCUCCAGCAAAGGCACCCUACAGAAUGUCCCCAAUGGAACUUACGGAGUUGCGAACGCAAUUGACAGACUUAUUGGAUGCUAGACUGGUUCAGCCAUCCAAAGCUCCUUACGGUGCCCCAGUGCUUUUUCAAAAGAAGCAAGAUGGAAGUUUGCGCAUGUAUGUGGACUAUCGGGCUCUCAACAAAGUGACUAUAAAGAUAAAGAACAAAUACCCAGUCCCUUUGGUGGCAAACCUUUUCGAUCGACUGUGCAAGGACUUCACAAAAUUGGAUUUACGUGCUGGCUAUUGGCAAGUUCGAGUGGCUGAAGGAGAUGAGUCAAAGACCACAUGUGUUAUGAGGUAUAGGUCUUUUGAGUUCCUAGUAAUGCCGUUUGGGUUAACUAAUGCCCCAGCUACAUUCUGUAAUCUUAUGAAUGAUGUAUUCAAUGAUUAUGUCGAUCAGUUUGUUGUUGUUUAUUUGGAUGAUAUUGUAAUAUAUAGUGAGUCCCUAGAGGAUCACUUGUCCCACCUUCGGAUGGGGUUCACUCGGUUAAGGGAACACCAAUUGUAUGUCAAGAAGGAAAAGUGUGAGUUUGCCCAGCGGGAAAUUAAAUUCUUGGGGCAUAUAAUUUGCAAAGGCCACGUGAAGAUGGACAAUAGAAAAGUGUAAGCAAUCAUGGAUUGGCAUGCACCAAGCAAAGUGACUGAGUUGCGCUCCUUUUAGGGUUUGGCCAACUAUUAUAGAAAAUUCAUUGAGGGAUACUCAAAGAAGGCAGCACCUCUCACGGAUUUACUCAAAAAAGACAAACCUUGGAAGUGGGAUGAAAAUUGUCAAGCGGCCUUUGACAAGUUGAAAGUGGCUGUUGCAAGUGAACCGGUUUUGCGGUUACCUGAUUUUGAACUUCCAUUUGAAUUACAUACUGAUGCCUCUGAUAAAGCUAUUGGUGGUGUUUUGGUGCAAGAGGGGCACCCAGUUGAAUUUGAAAGUCGGAAGUUGAAUGAUGCGGAGAAGAAGUAUUCUGCCCAUGAAAAAGAAAUGACAGCGGUGGUACAUUGUCUUCAGAUUUGGAGAGUUUACCUGUUGGGAACCAAAUUCAUGGUAUUGACGGACAAUGUGGCAAAUACCUUCUUCAAAACACAAAAGAAGUUGUCUCCAAGGCAGGCCAGAUGGCAAGAAUUCCUUGAGGAUGACUUCGAAUGGCGACACAAACCUGGACGCCACAACCAGGUUGCUGAUGCUUUGAGUCGGAAGGAAAUUGUGGACUACGUUGCUACGAUAUCAAACAUUGAAACUCAAUUGUUGGAAAGAAUUCGCAGUGCUGCAAUUGAUUCUGAAUAUCGAAGGCUAGUUCAGCAAGUGAAAGAUGGCACUGUGCGUCGCUAUUGGUUGGAAAACGAUCUACUCCACGACAAAGGAGAUAGACUAUAUGUCCCUAGUGUUGGUGGACUAAGAUUGGAGUUGCUUAGAGAAACUCAUGAUCCGCAAUGGGCGGGUCAUCCCGGACAACAACGCAUGAUGGCUUUACUGUCUCGUUCCUACUGCUGGCCAAAAAUGGAGGAUGAUGUAGAGGCCUACGUCAAAACUUGCCUGGUGUGCCAAUUGGAUAAGAUAGAAAGAAAGAAGGCCGCUGGAUUGCUGCAGCCGUUGCCUAUUCCAACGAAGCCAUGGGUGUCUGUUUCCAUGGACUUCAUAUCCGGGUUGCCAAAGGUGAACGGUAUGCGUUCUGUUAUGGUUGUUGUUGAUCGUUUCUCUAAAUAUGCUGUAUUUAUCCCUGCCCCUCAUGCUUGUCCCACCGAUGUUGCGGCAGACCUUUUUUAUAAGUAUGUGGUGAAAUACUUUGGUUUGCCCGAGGAUAUUGUUAGUGACGGGGAUACCCGGUUUACGGGACAAUUUUGGACGGUGUUAUUCAACUUGAUGGGAUCCGAAUUAAAGUUUUCUACAGCAAAUCAUCCUCAAACGGAUGGACAGACCGAGAGAAUGAAUGCUUUGCUGGAAGAAUACCUCCGACAUUAUGUGACUGCAAGUCAGAGGAAUUGGAUUGACCUGUUGGAUAGUGCCCAAUUUUGUUAUAAUCUGCAUCGGUCAUCUGCCACAGGAAUGAGUCCAUUUGAAUUAGCCAUGGGGCAGCAGCCCCUCACUCCGCAUGAAGUGGCAAGGACUGGCUCUGGGGGUAGAUGUCCCGCAGCAUACCGGUUUGCAAGAGCUAAACAAGACAUGCUAGAUGAAGCACAAGACAGUUUGGCUAAGGCAAGCAAGCGGAUGAAAAAGUAUGCUGACAAAGGGCGAAGACCCUUGGAAUUCAAAGUGGGAGACAAGGUGCUGCUGAAACUUACUCCACAGAUUUGGAAAAAGAUAAGUAGCAAGACAGCGCACCGAGGCUUAGUUCCAAAAUAUGAUGGACCCUUCGAAAUUCUAAAACGUGUGGGAAAUGUUGCUUACAGGCUGAAAUUGCCUGACCGGUUGAAGAUUCACCCUACAAUCCAUGUUAGUUUCCUGCAACCUUAUCAUGAGGAUCAGGCAAACUUAACACGGACGCAAGCUCGACGCGCCCAUCCGGUGAUCAAAAAACAGUUUGACAAAGAAGUGGAACGAAUUCUGGACCACAAGACAGAGGGGCAAAGCAAGAAAAAUCGAAGAACUCAUUACUUGGUUAAGUGGAAGGGUUCUACUGAAGCGGAUGCGAGUUGGGAAAAGGAUGCGACUCUAUGGCAGUUUGAGAAAAAAAUUACAGACUACUUAGAGGCCUUACCGACGAGGACGUCGGCUUCUUCUGGUGGGGGUGGUUUACCAAGACUUACAAUUUCGUGGGUUAACUCAGGAGGGUUCAAAAGGCUGAAAUGGAUAGGCAAUUCAUGGCAGUUCCUUGGCAUAAUGCAAAGCUGGCAGACAGGACAGUUUAUAGCAGUUAUGCUUGCACAAAGUCAGGACAAAGCUUGCUAG
This is a messenger RNA of Camellia sinensis, 7810 nucleotides long. Lineage: Eukaryota; Viridiplantae; Streptophyta; Magnoliopsida; Ericales; Theaceae. The record is from RefSeq and is a predicted model, not a curated record.